Python bivittatus (Burmese python) is the source of this 5966-nucleotide messenger RNA. It is a transcript of the gene SMAD5, whose product is annotated as SMAD family member 5. Gene Ontology annotation, cellular component: heteromeric SMAD protein complex. NCBI's taxonomy places the organism in Eukaryota, Metazoa, Chordata, Lepidosauria, Squamata, Pythonidae. Gene Ontology annotation, biological process: BMP signaling pathway; transforming growth factor beta receptor signaling pathway; regulation of transcription by RNA polymerase II. The record is from RefSeq and is a predicted model, not a curated record. Gene Ontology annotation, molecular function: I-SMAD binding; RNA polymerase II cis-regulatory region sequence-specific DNA binding; DNA-binding transcription factor activity, RNA polymerase II-specific.
CGCGGCUCCGUCGGUCCACUGGCCGGGGUUACAGCUUCCACCUUCGGCCGCCAGCCGCGCGUCAAGCGUCGUGCAGCCUUCCGUCACCCCAUCGAGAGAGAUGUCGAAUGCAGAUGGUAACAAACUGUUGCCUGUCGCUGCUCACAUUGCCCGCCGCUGUCUUCCCUCAGCUGAAAAAACAGGUCUAAAAAAAAUCACUUCCUUGGAUUAAAAAGAAAUCAACUGCUGCCACAGUUGCAGAGUUGUUUUUGUGUCUGAGAAUAAGCAGUUUUGUUCUAAAAAUUGCUUUAAAACUUGUCAAAUGACCUCAAUGGCCAGUCUGUUCUCUUUUACUAGCCCAGCUGUAAAGCGCUUGUUGGGCUGGAAACAAGGCGAUGAAGAAGAAAAAUGGGCAGAAAAAGCAGUUGAUGCUUUGGUAAAAAAACUAAAGAAGAAAAAAGGAGCUAUGGAGGAGCUGGAAAAAGCACUAAGUAGUCCUGGACAGCCCAGCAAAUGUGUUACUAUUCCUCGUUCGUUAGAUGGGCGACUUCAAGUUUCACACCGCAAAGGCCUUCCCCACGUUAUCUACUGCCGUGUGUGGCGUUGGCCUGACUUGCAGAGUCAUCAUGAGCUGAAGCCGUUGGACAUUUGUGAAUUUCCUUUUGGAUCUAAACAGAAAGAAGUUUGCAUCAAUCCAUAUCACUACAAAAGGGUGGAGAGCCCAGUUUUACCUCCAGUCUUGGUGCCAAGGCACAGUGAAUUUAAUCCACAGCAUAGCCUUUUGGUUCAGUUCAGAAACUUAACUCACAAUGAGCCACAUAUGCCGCACAAUGCUACCUUUCCGGAUUCGUUCCAGCAGCCCAACAGCACUCCAUUUCCCAUGUCUCCAAAUAGUCCAUAUCCACCAUCUCCAGGCAGCAGUACUUAUCCAAAUUCUCCAGCUAGUUCUGGGCCAUCUAGCCCAUUUCAGCUACCAGCAGAUACACCACCCCCUGCCUAUAUGCCUCCUGAAGACCAAAUGGGUCAAGAUACUUCCCAGUCUAUGGAUACAAGCAAUAGUAUAAUUCCUCAGAUAAUGCCCAAUGUUUCGAGCAGAGAUGUUCAUCCUGUGGCCUAUGAAGAACCCAAGCACUGGUGUUCAAUUGUAUAUUAUGAAUUAAACAAUCGUGUUGGGGAGGCUUUUCAUGCAUCUUCUACUAGUAUCUUAGUAGAUGGAUUUACAGAUCCUUCUAACAACAAAAACAGAUUCUGCUUAGGCUUGCUUUCCAAUGUUAAUCGCAACUCAACAAUUGAGAACACCCGGAGACACAUUGGAAAAGGCGUUCAUCUGUACUAUGUUGGUGGGGAAGUCUAUGCAGAAUGCCUGAGUGACAGCAGCAUAUUCGUACAAAGUAGGAAUUGUAAUUACCAUCAUGGAUUUCACCCUACAACUGUAUGCAAGAUUCCCAGUGGCUGUAGUCUUAAAAUUUUUAACAAUCAGGAAUUCGCUCAACUUCUAGCUCAGUCAGUCAAUCAUGGGUUUGAGGCAGUGUAUGAGCUCACCAAAAUGUGCACAAUUCGAAUGAGUUUUGUAAAGGGAUGGGGAGCAGAAUACCACCGACAAGAUGUUACAAGCACCCCAUGUUGGAUAGAAAUCCAUCUUCAUGGGCCUCUUCAGUGGCUGGAUAAAGUACUUACCCAAAUGGGCUCUCCACUUAAUCCUAUUUCUUCUGUUUCAUAGUGCCAAAGUAUUUCUUCAGCAACCAUAAUUUUAGUGAACAUUUUCUAAUUUUCCAGAAGCUUCCAGUGUGGAUUCUGUAAGAAUACACCAUAAGUUAGCUUUCUUCUUCUACCAAUGACCAAUUCCAUUGUUUUACCAUCAUUUUCCUUUUCACUUUGUAUUAAGACUGUCCAGUUUGGAGGAAACUGAAAAUGCAGAAAUUCAUUUACCUGAACUAUACAUAUUUGAACAUCUUUUGAUUCCACUGGAAGUAUUUUAACAUGUUUUCUAAGGACACAUUCUUGAAUGACAUUAUGGAAUGAAUAACACUGUCUUGUUUGCUGAAUAUAUAUAGCUCCAACUUACCACCAGUUUUUAAUAUUGCUGUAUCGUUGUGUGGAUGAUAUAAAUCCACAGACAGACUAGCUUUAUUAUACCUAAGAUUGCCUUUAGCUUGAAUAAUAUGACUUCAGUACGUACAUGUUGACAAGCACCUGUUACAGAUAGUGAUAUCAAAAUGCAUUAGAGCAGGCUCUCCUUUAAGCAAUAGCAAAGUUACUUUCAUGACAGUUAAAUGUUGCCUUCACAAUGUAGUCCUGUACUCAGAAGGAAGUCCAGGGAGAUCCAGAUGAAUGUGUAGGACUGGUGCUUAAUAAUUGUUCUUAACAUUUUAUCCAGGGUGUGCACUGUUUGAGGCAGUCCACAUUUAUUUGAAUACAAAACACUAAAAUGCUGUAUAUUACAUUGAAAGGUUAUGCAUUGUGUUUUACAUUUUAUUUUGCAUUUGGUAGGAAAUAGCCUGAAGGCUUCCUAAAAAUCUACAGUUGUUAAUUUUCAGUAUUAAUUUGUUCCUUUAAAUAUUACUUCUGUUUUCAGGAGAUUGAAAGUAAUGUUGUAAAACACUUGCUAUUUGAUUGCUGGGGAAGCUCAUUCUCAUAAUGAUUUAUGAGAAUAUUGUCAUGUGGGUGACUGCAAGCUAUAUGAUGUAAAACAAACCUUUAUUUUUGGCAAGGGCUAUGUUCUUUCAGGAGUAAUCUCAUGGACGCUAUUGGUGGGUGACACUGCAAAUUGUCUCUUUUGUUAUCAUCCCCCUUUUUUGACAUCUUUAUCUUUCUCCACCCCCCACUUCCCUUUGCAGCGGGCUAAUAGAGAACUCCUGCUAAAGGUGUAUAUUGAAUACAUGAAGCAAGUUUUUAAAAUUAGGAUGUAUACUGCCGGUAUACAGUUCAUGAAUCUUAAUCAUUUAUGCAGACAGGCACUCCUGUAUAAUUUAACAGAACAGCUGACAAUCUAACAUCUGGAUCAUAUUUAGAAUUGUUCUGACUAAGCCAAUGGGUGGGCUUAACAAAGUACGGAUGAAUAGUAUGUCUUGGAGAUAAAGGUAUUUUAGCUAUUAAGAGUUAUUUGUCUCCACUCAGCAAUAUUUUGGUUCUUUGUACUAAAGAGACAAUAUGUUUGAGUCAACAGCCAUUACAAGUUAAAGUAAAGUUUAACUUAAGUUACAAUGAAGAUGAAAUUACCCUAAAUCCAUUUGUCUGACACUCAUCUAUGCAACUAGUAAUUUUUUUGAAACUCUGGCUUUAAAUAAUCUUUUCUUGAAAUUUCAGUUUUCAGUGAUAAAUUGUUGGAGGUUUUCACCCCUCCAAAAAUACUUGUACUGUUGUGAGUUUUAAUUUGCUUCCUUGGGAAACUAAGAGAAGGUAAUCUAUGCCAGAAGUAGCUCUUGGUUAUUUUUUUUAAACUACUAUUUUUAUGUUGCCCCUUCAAUGCUAGCAAUUAAAGGUGAAUUUCUUACAACAUAGAAUUGAAUAAAUAAUGGCCUCAGCAUCUUGAUAAUAUUAGCUUUAUUUUUCUUUAAGGAGAAAUAGUACUGUAGUAGCAGAGUCUUAUCCAGUGUGGCUGGGAGGAAAGCCUUAUACACUCUAUAGAGGGUUUUGUCCUUCACUCUUGAUGCUUUAGCUUCCCACUUACUAGGAUAAUCAAGAAAAUGCUCAAAUCCAAAGUAUAUGUUGGCACAUUUUUUACCCAACACACAUCUUUUACCCAAUUUUGAUUGAGAGUUCUUACAUGCUUACCUUGAUAUAUUUGUUUAAGUUUGGAACUCCUAAGAUUGUAUCUGGAAGAGGAUGCCUUAUAUAAAUAACCCAUGAUAGAGUCCUUUAGAGAAAGCAGAAACUAAGGAAAAAUAAAGUUGUAUAAAAUGAUGGAGAAGAAGGUAGAUUGGGAAGACCUACCCUGGGUCAGAUCAAAGGCCUCUCCUGCAUGUAUUCUUAAACAACUAACAUUAAGAGGCAUGCUGUGGUUUUGUUUCAUUUUGUUUUGUUUUGAUUGAAGGUAAUACCUAGUUACCACAAUUAGUGCCAUUGGUGGCCUUACCAUCCAUGAAUUUGUCUAAAAGCCAACCAAAUUGGCAGCUAUUUAGAAUUGUGAAUUUCAUAAUUUUAACUGUGUCUUCUAUGUGAUCUUUCCUGAAUUCUCAUUCAGCUUCAGUUCUGUUAAACCUAAUAUGAAAGAGGUUUAAGUGUGGUGAUAAGAACUGUUAGACAAAGUGUGGCAAUAUUAAGAUAUUGGCAAUUUAAUUUCUGUUCAUUUUGUAAUAUGCCUGGCAUGGAAUUUGUCUUUUUCAUAGUAAUUGCACAUUGAGUUGUUAUUUUUAUUUGACAUAUCCAUUACAAUCCCAAGAGCCUUUUCCAAACCAAUUAUUGCCCACUUACAUGAUGUGGCAAUUCUUUCAAGGUAACUCUUAAGUUAAAUGAGUGUAUAUUUAGGGUCCCUGAAUUUAAUAAAAAUUCCUCAGUUUCUGAGAGUUCAGUAGACUAAAGGGAUUCUAAUAUGGGAAAACAGAUGACAUGAGACUAAAGUUGGCUUGUUUGGAAUGUAAAAGAAAGUUAAGUGGCCACAUGGCAAGGAGAUUGGUACUCUUACCAUAUAAAUAUUAGUAAUCUUGGUUGAUAGUUUUUGCAUUUCAGUAAUCCUGCUAUUUGAAAUACCAUUUCCUUGUGUAUUCUAUGGUGAUAAUUUUGAAGACUAGUUCUAAAUUCUAGAAAAAUAUUUUAAUAAUUUUAAUUUAUAGUUAACAGUUUUAAACUUGUGACUCCUGACCAGAGGAGAUGCAAUUUGUCAUACAUGGUGGUAUUAUCUUAGGAAUGUAAGAAUAGAGCACUGUAAAAUUAAGGCCUAUCUUGCCCGUCUUAUUCCCAUAGCAAUCAACCAGAUGAUUGUAUUAGUCUGUAAGCAGAAUAGAGCAAUAGCCUUCUGCUAUGAUUCUCCAGCAACUGGCAUUUAGAACUGUGCUAUCUCUGAUUCUAUAUAAGUCACAUGGUUAGUAGCUGUUAAGUCUUCUGUGUAAUCAUUUUGUCUGAUCCUUUUUUAAAGCCAUCUAAAUUGCUGUGAAUCAGGAUAUCAAUAGACCCUGGGUGAAGAAAAUGUAUCCUUCAUAUUUGGCCUUGGACUCAAAUAUCUUGAGAGAAGUAGAUGAUGAAGGUUCUUCAAGGAUAAAGAAUAAAAUUGUGUACAUGUUAUGAGAAAAGAUCUUUUGAAAACAAAGUUAAAAUUUGAACAUUCAUCUUACGGUGCUCCAUUGUAUAGGUAUUAUUAGUUUCUGCUGGACUUCUAAAAAGCAACAGCUUACUCCAGGGUUACUUGCUUUGAAUGGGAGAAGUAGAGAUACUGUUUUGCUGUCUUUUAAGCUGUUGCUUACUCCUUGCUUUUAUUGAAUAUCCUGUUAGCUAAGGACAGAAUUCCUAGUUAAAUGAAUGAGUGCCAGAUGAAUUGCGCCAGUUUCCUAAUAUUGCAGCUUCCAAUUGGAAUUUCUAGGAACUCAUGCUGGCUAGGAAUACUGUAAUUUCUGGAAAGCCAGAUAGCAGAAGGUUGCAACACAAUGUGUGUGAGAGGGAGCAACAGAGAAACCCUAAAUGUUUUUGGAUUGCAAUUGAUUUCACUGUAAGUCAGUAAUACAGGUAGUAACAUCUGAUAACACCCAUUGAAGUGAUAACUCACCUGCAGUUUUUCUGAAAUGUUUAAUCUGGAUAAAAGCCCUUUUUUACUGCUUAAGCCAUUUAUGUAUCUUCAGGUACCAGAACAAAAUGUACUUUUUGAUGUAUCUUGAAUUGUGGGCAGCAGAAGUUAUUAUGUGACUUUGCAUGCAGUUUCAACCAAAUUAUUGCCAUCAGAAUAUAUGUAGUCUUGUAGCAAAUGUAUAUUUUUGGACUGUAUUACAGCAAUAAGCUAAUAUCUGAUUUUCCCUUAUUUCUCUGCUGGGACAAAUGUAUUAAACACUAUUGCAACA